Molecule: messenger RNA, 1428 nt
Organism: Symbiodinium natans
Lineage: Eukaryota; Dinophyceae; Suessiales; Symbiodiniaceae
Source: the annotation of a GenBank genome assembly
AUGGCGCCAGUAAACGUGAUGAUGGCUCAAGGCCGCCCAUUGCUUUCCCUGCUGGCUUUCAACGCUUUCGCCUCCGUUGCUUGGUCCAGUCCUUCGUCGCUGCGCGGUGCACCAGCCGUCGGCAGCACAGACAGUGCCACCGCCACUUUGCCAGGGCCCAAUGGCACGAACGUGUCUGCGAUCCCCAUGGAUGGGAUGGAUGGGAUGGCAAGUGACAUGCCGCCAUUCAGCCCUCUGCGCGCAAUUGCAUACGGGGCUUUGCCCUGUGUUUCUCCCAGUGCUGAGCAGUGGGCGCAGGACCUGCAAUCCUGCAGCUACUACGGCCUACCAUCAGAGGAUAUGCUUCAGGAGGGCUACGCCAUGCAGUGGGGAGCAAAGGGCCGCAAUGACCUUGGGCGUAUGAAGGGUCUGGGAGCCAACGCCGUGCGCCUCUACCACUCCCUGGGCCUGGAGUCGAAGGGAAGCCACAAGGGAUUCCUCGAUCGCGCGCACGAGCUGAAGCUCAAUGUGAUGCCGGGUUUCCACAGCUCAGAGCCGAGCCUGUGCGACGACUUCGACUGCUUCGAGUUCUGGAAAGAUGCUACGCUGAAAGGCUUCGAACAAGGCUUUGCUGCCAACGGCAAGUGGCAUCCAGCUGUGUCAGCCCUGAUCCUCAUGAACGAGCCCGACUUCUUCGAGCACGACCCACUGUGCAAGGGGCGAGGUGCAGUCUGCCGCGUGAAGGCUGUGGUCUCGGCCUUGGAUGGCCUUUUGGCCGCCGAGGAGCUGGCAGGGGUAGAGCCCGGGCGCGUGCACCUCACCGUGACCUGGUCUUUCGCCAUGCGGACCUCCAUCGAUGACGUGGUGCAGGGUCCUGGCACUUUCGGCUUUCAGGACAUGGUGGCCGUCAUGAAGGACCCGAGCCUGGUGGACUACACACCGCGAACACCCCUGCCCAGGCUACAGUCUGCCUUCGAGAAGAGGUGGGUGCACGGCUUGAACACACAGUCGCCAUGGUCCUUUGUGAGCGAGUUCGUGUCUCAGCACUACCAGAAGUACGACAACUUCGGCAACCUUCCCUGGUUCAUUGGCGAAUACGGUGCAAAUGGCCAGACUGAGGACACCAUUAUCUCGGAUUUGACGUCCCUCGAGAAGCACGCCGAAGAUGACGCGCUAUUCUUGGGUGCUGCCGUUUUCCAGUUCCAGACAGCCUACAGCAAAGGGGGCACCGAAUUGAACUUCGGACUCUACAGCCUGGGCACCAGGAAGCUGGGUAUGACAGGCGAGGUCUGCGACAGCAAGAGCCCGUGCAUGGAGUGGCCAGUCUUCUGCUUGAGUGCGGACUUGCCGUGGUUCCAGUCGAAGCCGCAGCUGGGCAAGCGGGCGACAGCGGUGGCGACCGCGUGGAACGGUGAAGCUGUGGCCGAUUCGCCCGAAUUUUGCUCAUGA